Molecule: messenger RNA, 3117 nt
Organism: Vanderwaltozyma polyspora DSM 70294
Lineage: Eukaryota; Fungi; Ascomycota; Saccharomycetes; Saccharomycetales; Saccharomycetaceae
Gene: CIN1
Product: Cin1p
Exons: 1
Coding region: 1-3117 (1038 amino acids)
Biological process (GO): post-chaperonin tubulin folding pathway; tubulin complex assembly; microtubule cytoskeleton organization
Molecular function (GO): beta-tubulin binding; GTPase activator activity
Source: RefSeq, a predicted model, not a curated record
AUGUCUUUAGAUACUAAAAACCAGAAACUUCAAGCUAUUGAAUUUGGAUGCAAAGAUGUUACAAGUGAUCUAGAAGAAACUAUUAAGAAUAUCGAUAGAUUCGAAAAUGAUCCUACCGCAUUAUACUAUCGAUUACCUGUAUAUUUAGGAUAUCUUAGUGAAGGAUUUUUUGAAAAAGACUUUGAAUAUCAGACUAGAGUAUCAAAAGUUUUCUAUCAUUUUGCAAAAGUUUGUAAGUUGAAAAAGGUAAAUAUCCAUCUCAGUACUGACAUUUAUCUUUUACCAAGACUUUUAACUCUAUUAGAGAAUUGUGAUAGGAAUUUUAAUGAUAACUGGCAAUUUUUGUAUAUGAUACUAUCUUGGUUGCAUCUUUUAACUAUGGCCCCGUUUAAACUUGGUAAUGAUAAUCAUAUUGUAAUGAUAGUUUCCACCUUUUUAAAUAAUCAAACAUUCUAUCCUAUUGUUUGUGGAAUAAUGUCAGAGCUAUUUAUGAAAAAUAAUGAUUUAAUUAGGGAAUAUAAUGAGAUAUUUAAAGAUACAGGUGUAAUAAAUUCAUACUUGAAAUUACUCGUAAGAAAACCGCAGAGGCAGUAUGUAUCUAUGGAUAAAAAUUUACUUGAUGAGAUAACAUCUAUAUGCCUAGAUGAUGAAGGGAUUCUAACCUCAGAAUACAAGGCUAUCAAUGUAGUGAAAAUAUUGCCAAAGCUUUUUAAAAUCUAUUAUUUCCUUGAUGAUUGGGAUUCUAACGAAAGGAUACUUGUGUGGAUACUCUACCAUUUAGAUUCGCCAUUCACAGAGUUCAGAUUCUCCAUAACACAUUCAUAUGGUAAAAUUGCAAGAUUUUUAAUAAAAGAUCAAAAAAAUGAUAGUAUGUAUGAUGUGUUGGUCGAAUCUCGAAUUGAGCAUACGACUGAAAUGCUAACUGGGUUUGAUUGGGAUAGUAUUGACAUUGAUGAAUUACAUUCUACACUUCUAAUAAUAGCAGAAUUAGCUAACACAGUUAAUUUUGAUAAUCUCAGAGUUUUACAAUCGAUCUCAAGUAACAUUUUGUAUAAAUCAUCAAAAUUUCAACAGAAACGUCUCAAUCAGAUUACAGGUACCCAUAUCAGAGAUGCGUCAAAUUAUAUAUGCUGGUCAUUAGCCAGAAGCAAAAGCCUACCGAUCCCAAUAGUGGAGGAUUUAUUUGUAACCCUUUUACUAAGUUCACUUUAUGAUAGAGAAUUGCUAAUAAGAAAAACUGCCUCUGCUGCAUUACAAGAGCUUUUAGGACGCCAUGGUAAAUUGAUUUUAGAUAAUGUCACAGUUUUGAGACUUAUUGAAUUACCCAUUACUGAUAUAAAAGAAUCCUUUAUGGAAAAUACUAUCAAGUUAUAUUACUUAUUAAGUGAAAAAUAUGAGAAUAUUUGGAAGCGUAUAUUAAACUGGAUGGUUACCUUCAAUAUUACUAGGAAUUAUGAUGUAAAAAUUGUGAAACUAAAUAUCGAAGCAAUAAAAAAAUUAAUUAAUGUUGGAGGACAUCAGGCAGCUGAUUGGAGUUUAGCUCAUUUAAGAUCCACUUUUUUGUUUGAAAAUGAAUCCCAGCUUUCAAAUACAAGAUUUGUUUAUUUCUUAACUGAACUUCAUGAUUUAUUAAAAUGGGAAAGUUUCCAUAUGGUAAUUGAUAAGGAUGUACACGAUAUUUUAACUCUAAAGAAGCAUAAAAAUGCAGAUGACCCAUGGGAAUCUUUUAGAAUUUUAACCAUAUUAAAAUAUUGGUCUCUAAAAUUAUAUUUUCAUCCCAAUGAGUUUAUGUUCAAUGAUUCAAGUGCUACAGUUUUGAUACAUAUAAUAAGGAGUAUAUCUAAUAAAUCCGAAUCAUUUAAACCCAUUAAAGGGUAUCUUCAGAAGAUCUUAAAGAAAUUAUCUGAAUCCUCAACAGUGAUUUCUUUCCAGCUAGAAGAAACGCACAGUAAAUUUUGGGCAGAGUAUCAGAAUAUGUUAAAGUUCAACGUUUCCUUAGCUUGCUCAUCUUUGCCUGCAUUGAAAGAGGACAUCUUUAUUCUCUAUUUCUAUGAAUAUCUACCUCAUUUAGACUGCCAAGGUAUCUCAACUGUUCUAGAAUCACUUGGCCACUACCUUCCAUUAGUCAUUGAAAAAACUGGAAAUCCUGUCUUGUUGAAGAUUUCUGAAUUUCUUGAUGAUUAUACAAUUACAGAACAAGGUGAUGUAGGCAGAUUGGUACGUAUUAGUGCUGUGAAGUUGAUUGGUAAUAAUCCGAAUUUAUUUUUUAAUAAUCUUCCUGAUCUUACCAAAUCAAUUAUUGAUAAAUUACUAAGAUUAAUGGGUGAGCCUCAAACAGAACUAAGAGUCUUAUCCUUUAAAAUCCUUUCUGAACAUUAUGAUUAUAAAUUCGAUCCUGAAUUAAACUUUGAUGGCUUGAUUCUUAGAUUUUAUGAUGACUGUUUUGAUAAAACAAACAAGGAAUUUUGGAAAGGGUAUCUUAUGAGUGGUGGAGCUAUUCAUUCAACUGAUACCCAAAUAAAAUCUGCAAUUGAUGAAUUCUUGAAAUAUUACUAUUCUUUGAAAACAGAUUUGGACAGGCUAGAAGUAUGCAAUAAUUUGAUUAGAAUAAUUCCAACUGCAAAGGAAAUUGAAGAAUAUAGAAAUAAUAAUUGUCCAAAAUCCUCAAAAAAUAAUGGAUCAGGCAGAGAUCUUGGUAAGGUUGCAGUAACCUAUUUACAAUUUUGGGUAAGAUUGUUUGAAUCUGGUAUUACAGUUGACCCAGCUUUCAAUUUUGCAGGUGUAUUUGCAAAAUUAUUUAACAUGCAACUAUUGAAAGGUUAUAAUUUAAUGAGAAUUCAGGCACUAAAAAUGAUGUCACAUCUACCAAUAGCACUUUCGAAAGGUAUGCAUGAUUAUAAGAACGAAUUAACCACUACAGUUGUUAAUCACAUGAUAAAAAUUAUAAAUAACAAGAACAAUAAGAAUAAUAACUUGAAGCUACAACAAUGUGCCAUAGAAGGUUUAGCACAAUUAUAUAUCGAAUUUGGAGAAUUUGAUAAGCUAAAUCUUUUGCAGAAAACAUGCAGAGAUCCUACGGCCAUAAUAAAUAUAAAGGAUAGUAAAUUAAUUAUUUGA